Molecule: messenger RNA, 1038 nt
Organism: Knipowitschia caucasica
Lineage: Eukaryota; Metazoa; Chordata; Actinopteri; Gobiiformes; Gobiidae
Source: the annotation of a GenBank genome assembly
AUGCGGACGAGCCGGUCCACGCUGCUCCUGGGCUCGGUCCUCUUCUGCUCCGCCUCGCUCCUGUACCUGGGCAUGAGCGGCGUGGAGUGUCCGCCCAAGAGCCACCGCCACAAAUGGAUGGAGAUGCGCCUGAGCCAAUCGGCCAAUCAGAACUUGUCUCUGUCCGAGCACUUCCCCGAGGACACCCCCCUCAUCUUCAUCGGAGGCUUCCCUCGCAGCGGCACCACGCUGAUGCGCGUGAUGCUGGACGCCCACAACGCGGUCCGCUGCGGCGAGGAGACCCGCGUCAUCCCCCGGCUGCUCGCCAUGAGGGCCACGUGGAGCCGUUCCGUGAAGGAGAGGAUCCGCCUGGACGAGGCCGGGGUCACAGACCAGGUGCUGGACGCCGCCGUCAGAGCCUUUCUGCUGGAGGUGAUUGUUGGACACGGAGAGCCGGCCCCUCGUCUCUGUAACAAAGACCCGUUUGCACUGAAGUCUCUGUCCUAUCUGUCGCACAUCUUCCCAAAAGCCAAAUUUGUGCUGAUGAUCCGCGACGGCAGAGCGGCCGUCCACUCCAUGAUCUCACGAAAGGUGACCAUCUCCGGCUUCGACCUGAACAGUUACCGCGACUGCCUGACCAAGUGGAGCAGCGCGGUGGAGACCAUGGUGACCCAGUGCAUGACGGCGGGGCCCGAGCGUUGCCUCCCGCUGAGGUACGAGGAGCUGGUGCAGCGUCCGGAGCUGGAGAUGAAGAGGCUGCUGAUCUUCCUGGACCUGCCCUGGGACCGAGCGGUUCUGCACCACGAGGAGCUGAUCGGGAAGGCAGGGGGCGUGUCGCUGUCCAAAGUGGAGCGUUCGACGGACCAAGUGGUGAAGCCUGUGAACACGGAGGCGCUCUCCAAGUGGGUGGGCAACAUUCCGGAGGACGUUCUGGGCGACAUGGCAGAGAUUGCCCCCAUGCUCUCGCGCCUGGGCUACAACCCGCACGCCAACCCCCCCGACUACAGCCAGACCGAGCCCCUGGUGCCGGGAUACAACCUGUCCCAGCCGCUGCAGUGA